GUCAUUACUGUAUUGUGCAUGGCUUCUGUUGGUAAGUAUAAAGAGAGGUCGGUCACCAAGCAGGUAGAUCAUUAAAUGGUGAGUGACUAACGUACUGAGCUUAUUUACCGAGUACAAUGCAUAGUUUUUUUGUGUUAAUUAGAAAUAUAAAACUAACAAGGAUGUUUUUAAACCAUUUGUGUUGUUUCUUGCGUUGAGCGCUCUAAAUUUCACAGACGACAUAACCUCAUGGUGGUUUUGGUUUAGCUUAGGUUACUGUUAUGUGGUUGUAAAUAGUCAGCUAUAUAUAUAAUUCUAUAUUUGAAAAACGUGUAUGUUAUUGUGAACGGUUUGCAUACGUUAUUUGACCAAUGUUAUUAUGGGCGUAUGACCUAGCUGUAGCCACAAAUAUUGCUGCAACCAACUCAACUCUCAUGUUAGUAGUAUAUAGCUGACCAUUUCAAUCAUGAUUAUCUCUAGGUUUGAAUAGUUCGCUAUCGUAAUUCACACUUCGGUUCUUGAUGGAGAUGGAGGAUGGCAGACCUUUGUACGAGCUGAGGUUUGACGCCGCUGUCAAAGUGAUACAAAGCUUGCCUCCAGACGGUAAGGGCUUUAACUAAGGUCUAGGCUAUGUGCCACAUUGUAGCAAAGGCAAUUAAGUUAACCUACAUGCAGUGCAUUCGGAAAGUAUUCAGACCCCUUGACUUUUUACCCAUUUUGUUGUGUUACAGCCUUAUUCUAAAAUGGAUUAAAUUGUUCCCCCCCCCCCCCUCAUCAAUCUACACACAAUACCUUAUAAUGACAUACACACAAUACCCCAUAAUGACAAAGCAAAAAAUGUUUUUUAUAAAUUUUUACAAACGUAUAAAAAAAUAAAAUAAUGAUAUCACAUUUACAUAAGUAUUCAGACCCUUUACUCAGUACUUUGUUGAAGCACCUUUGGCAGCAAUUACAGCCUCGAGUCUUAUUGGGUAUGACGCUACAAGCUUGGCACACCUGUAUUUGGGGAGUUUCUCCCAUUAUUCUCUGCAGAUCCUCUCAAGCUGUGUCAGGUUGGAUAGGGAGCGUCGCUGCACAGCUAUUUUCAGGUCUCUCCAGAGAUGUUAGAUCGGGUUCAAGUCCGGACUCUGGCUGGGCCACUCAAGGACAUUCAGAGACUUGUCCCAAAGCCACUCCUGCCUUGUCUUGGCUGUGUGCUUAGGGUCGUUGUCCUGUUGGAAGGUGAAACUUCACCCCAGUCUGAGGUCCUGAGCACUCUGGAGCAGGUUUGGAGCAGAUCUCUCUGUACUUUGCUCUGUUCAUCUUUCCCCUCAAUCCUGACUAGUGUCCCAGUCCCUUCCGCUGAAAAACAUCCCCUCAGCAUGAUGCUGCCACCACCAUGCUUCACCGUAGGGAUGGUGUUGGCCAGAUGAUGAGCAAUGCCUGGUUUCCUCCAGAUGUGACGCUUGGCAUUCAGGCCAAAGAGUUCAAUCUUGGUUUCAUCAGCCCAAAGAAUCUUGUUUCUCAUGGUCUGAGAGUCCUUUAGGUGCCUUUUGGCAAGCUCCAAGCGGGCUGUCAUGUGCUUUUUACUGAGGAGUGGUUUCUGUCUGGCCACUCUACCAGAAAGGACGUUUGCUCAGUUUGGCCGGGCGGCCAGCUCUAGGAAGGGUCUUGGGGGUUCCAAACGUCAUCCAUUUAAGAAUGAUGGAGGCCACUGUGUUCUUGGGGACCUUCAACGCUGCUGACAUUUUUUGGUACCCUUCCGCAGAUUUGUGCCUCGACACAAUCCUGUCUCGGAGCUCUACGGACAAUUCCUUCGACCUCAUGGCUUGGUUUUUGCUCUGACAUGCACUGUCAACUAUGGGACCUAAUAUAGACAGAUGUGUGCCUUUCCAAAUCAUGUCCAAUUACCACAGGUGGACUCCAAUCAAGUUAUAGAAACAUCUCAAGGAUGAUCAAUGGAAACAGGAUGCACCUGAGCUCAAUUUCCAGUCUCAUAGCAAAGGGUAUGAAUACUUACGUAAAUAAGGUAUUUCUGUUUUGGUUAUUUUUAUAAAUUAGCAAACAUUUCUAAAAACCUGUUUUCGCUUUGUCAUUAUGGGGUAUUGUGUGUAGAUUGAUGAGGGAAAACAAAUAUUUGAUGUAACAAAAAAAGUCAAGUGGUCUGAAUACUUUCCGACUGCACUGUACAACAAAGCUGUCUGGGAGUAGGUCUAUUUGCCUUUUCUAUAGCCUGAAUUACAUUACAAUCAUUGAAAAAACAAAUAUGCAUUAAAAAGAAACAUGCAUAAAAACAAAAAUGAAAGAAAAGCAUUGCAAAUUUGAAUUUUAUAAAGUUAUUGUGGGAGAAGUAGAUUUUUUUUUUGUUAUCAAUCAAUAAUGACAAACCUCCUGGCAUUGACAACUUAGUUGGAAAGUUUCUGAGGAUGGUAGCUGACUCUAUAGCCACUCCUAUCUGUCAUAUGUUUAAUCUGAGCCUAGAGGAAAGUCUUUGUACUCAGGCCUGGAGGGAAGCCAAAGUCAUUCCGCUACCCAAGAGUGGUAAAGCGGCCUUUACUGGUUCUAACAGCAGACCUAUCCGCUUGCUGCCAGCUCUUAGCAAACUGUUGGAAAAAAUGGUGUUUGACCAAAUACAAUGCUAUUUCUCUGUAAACAGACUUUCAGCAUGCUUAUAGAGAAUGGCACUGUCCAUGGUAAAGAGAUGCUUUGCUUUCUGACACCACACUCCACAAAGCAAGUCCUGCAGGCUCCAGUUUUAUCUUAUCUUGAUUAUUGUCCAGUUAUAUGGUCAAGUGCUGCAAAGAAAGACCUUGUUAAACUGCAGCUAGCCCAGAACAGAAUGGCACGUCUUGCUCUUCAUUGGAAUCAGAGGGCUAAUAUCAAUAAUAUGCAUCUUGGCUAAGAGUUGAGGAGAGACUGACUGCAUCACUUUUUCUUAUAAAAAACAUGAAUGUGUUGAAAAUCCCAAAUUGUUUGCACAGUCAACUUACAUACAGCUCUGACGCACACACUUACCCCAUCAGACAUGCCACCAGGGGUCUUUUCACAGUCUCCAAAUCCAGAACAAAUUCAAGAAAGCGUACAGUAUUAUAUAGAGCCAUUAUUGCAUGGAACAUUCCAUCUCUCUUAUUGCUCAAAUUAACAGCAAACCUGGUUUCAAAAAACAGAUAAAGCAACACCUCACGGCACAGUGCCUCUCCCCUAUUUGACCUAAAUAGUUUGUGUGUAUGCAUUGAUAUGUAGGUUACGUGUGCCUUUUUAAAAAUGUAUGUAGUUCUGUCCUUGAGCUGUUCUUGUCUAUUAAUGUUCUGUAUUAUGUCGUUUCAUGUUUUGCGUGGACCCCAGGAAGAGUAGCUGCUGCUUUCGCAACAGCUAAUGGGGAUCCUAAUAAAAUACAAAAUACCCAAAAUACAAUGAAAUUACAAUUAAAUGCAAUGUGUGUGAACCCCACAGAGUUUUCCAAAAGCCUGUCAAAUGUAAGAUUUAUUUGUAUUUUGUGUUUCCAUUCCAGGUUCCUUUCAGCCCUCUAAUGACAUGAUGCUCAAGUUUUACAGUUACUACAAACAAGCCACACUUGGACCAUGCAACAUACCCAGACCUGGCUUUUGGGAUCCGGUGGGCAAAGUUAAAUGGUAAUGCAAACAAAACCUUAGGAGCAUAGCCGCGGGAAGUAGUUUGAGGGUGGGGGUGCUGUGCUGGUGAGGGGGGGGGGUAAUAAUAAUAAUAAUCUGAUAAUACUUGUGGAAUAUAAAAAUACUUGCUUGAUAUAUGUUUUCCAGUUUCUUGAAGUACUUUGCAAAAUGCAACUUAUUUCUAUGUGAAAACUGAAAUGGUCUAUUCAUUCCUUUUCCAUUUUAGUAGGCACUCUUAUCCAGAGCAAUUUACAGUAGUGAGUGCAUACAUGUUCAUACUUUUUCCCAGUGGGAAUCGAACCCACAACCUUAGCAUGAAAGCGCCAUGCUCUACCAACUGAGCCACAUCGUCACAUCGCAUUAUCACAAACUUACUGUCUCAAUGUACUCAAUUACUGUAUUGUGCAUUGUUUUUCUUCAUGUUGAUGGAAAGUCUACAGGUACAAACCUAGAUGACCAGCCUAUGUACAAUAAAGUAAUGUGCAUUUACAUUAAGUGGUUUGUAAGGAUGGUAAAUUAAUACUGCACAAAAAGGGGUUGUUUUCCAUGUUAUUUGAUCAAGAAAAAUAUUUAAUUUGAUGUGGAUGUUUUGUGUCUUUGCCCAUAACGUUGCACCUUUUGAUGUAAAUGUUUGAGGACAGGGUUUUGUUCUUUCUGGAUUCCAUUAGAAUGACAAUCGUAGAGAAAGGGACAGGGCAACACCUUUUACAAUUCCAACUAUUGAAUCCUGCAAGAUACUGUUCUUAAUUAUACAACUACCUUUUUUGCUAAAGCGAAAUGCUGACAAUUUUUUUUUGCCUGCACUACAGACGUCUAUAUCGGUCCGCUAAUACUAGUAAAGGCCCAGUGCACUACUUUUGUGAAUGUUUUAUUUAUUUUUAUUCUGAUUGUUCAGGGGGUGCUGCAGCACCCUCAGCACCCCUACUUCCCGCAGCUAUGCGUAGGAGUCAAAUAAGGUCUUCUAACAACAGAGAUUCUGCACUGGAGUCCUAUUUGUUUUCUCUGUAUUGUCCUUGCAGUUAACUUUCCUAUUGCCACAUGUUGUCUGAUUAACUCGGGACCUGUUGUGCUGGAGAGGCAUGAUAUGUCAGGUCACCUUUUACCUACUUGGCGGGAGUUGACAGUGUUUACUUGUGUACAAUGUUUAUAGAUUGUUAAAGAAGAUGGCUACACUGAGCUAAUUCUCUUUUAGAAUUGACACUGAAGCUGUUUAGACGAUUACUGCUUUACUGGCCCUAACUUGUAGAGGUGGCAAGCCAGCUACUACUUAGCUCGAUGUGCUUCUGGGUCAUUGACCAAGUGGAUACUCUGCUGAUAACAAAUGGCAUGAUUAUGUCAUUACGAAUCAGGUUUGAGGCGUUACCGAGGUAACUUUGAUCAACUUUGAGUUCAACUCGGGAUAAGCGGUACCACGAAAGUGGCUCACUUUUUAGCCAGGUACAUUGCUAUGGCAAUGAAUCCUUCAGAACUAACCUGCUCCGGGCCAGGCUAAAUCAGGGCUAACUCCAUUUAUCCUGAAUGAAGUGUCUGAGCCGCGAGGUGAGGACCAAUGAAAUCAGAUUCCCUCCCUCUUGCAAAGAUUGCAUCAUCAUCCCCUUCUUUUGAGUAAGAUGACCGAUUUAAAUGUUUUAUUAAUCAAAUGUUUUUUUGUGUAUAAUAAAAAUAUAUAUUUAAGUUAAAAUACCUAUCACAUUUAAUAAUGACAGAAUGCAUUUAAAACAUAAUGCACAGUAAAACUUUUGUAGGACUUAAUACAAUUAUUUUAUCGAUAUGAGUGGGGAAAAAAGGUGCUCGUGCACACCAAAGACGGCAUGACGAUAAGUCAUAAAAUAAGGAUGUCACUUCUAAAAUUUUGCAAAUUUAUUAAAAUAUAAAAACUGAAAUAUUACAUUUACAUAAGUAUUCAGACCCUUAUUCAGUACUUUGUUGAUGCUCCUUUGCCAAUGAUUACAGCCUUCUUGGGUAUGACGCUACAAGCUUGGCACACCUGUAUUUGGGGAGUUUCUCCCAUUCUUCUCUGCAGAUCUUCUCAAGCUCUGUCAGGUUGGAUGGGGAGCGUUUCUGCACAGCUAUUUUCAGGUCUCUCCAGAGAUGUUCGAUCGCGUUCAAAUCCGGACUCUGGCUGGGCCACUUAAGGACAUUCAGAGACUUGUCCCUGAAGCCACACCUGUGUUGUCUUGGCUGUGUGCUUAGGGUUGUUGCCCUGUUGGAAGGUGAACCGUCGCCCCAGUCUGAGGUCCUAAGCGCUCUGGAGCAGGUUUUCAGCAAGGAUCUCUCUGUACUUUGCUCCGUUCAACUUUGCCUCGAUCCUGACUAGUCUCCCAGUCCCUGCCGCUGAAAACCAUCCCCACAGCAUGAUGCUGCCACCACCGUGCUUCACCGUAGGGAUGGUGCCAGGUUUCUUCCAGACGUGACGCUUGGUAUUCAAGCAAAGAGUUCAAUCUUGGUUUCAUCAGACCAGAGAAUCUUGUUUCUCUUGGUCUGAGAGUACUUGUAGGUGCCUUUUGGCAAACUCCAAGCGGGCUGUCGUGCCUUUUACUGGGGAGUGGCUUCUGUCUGGACACUCUACCAUAAAGGCCUGAUUGGUGGAGUGCUGCAGAGAUGGUUGUUCUUCCAUCUCCAGAGAGGAACUCUGGAGCUAUGUCAGAGUGACCAUCGGGUUCUUGGUCACCACCCUGACCAAGGCCCUUCUCCCCCGAUUGCUCAGUUUGGCCGGGCGGCCAGCUCUAGGAAGAGUCUUGGUGGUUCCAAACUUCUUCCAUUUAAGAAUGAUGGAGGCCACUGUGUUCUUGGGGACCUUCAAAGCUGCAGAAAUGUUUUGGUACCCUUCCCCAGAUCUGUGCCUUGACACAAUCCUGUCUCUAAGCUCUACGGACAAUUCCUUCAACCUCAUGGCUUGGUUUUUGCUCUGACAUGCACUGUCAACUGUGGGACCUUAUAUAGACAGGUGUGUGCCUUUCCAAAUCAUGUCCAAUCAAUUGAAAUUACCACAGGUGGACUCCAAUCAAGUUGUAGAAACAUCUCAAGGAUGAUCAAUGGAAACAGGAUGCACCUGAGCUCAAUUUCGAGUCUCAUAGCAAAGGGUCUGAAUACUUAUGUAGAUAAGGUAUUUCUGUUUUUUAUUUGUAAUACAUUUGCAAAAAUGACUAAACCUGUUUUCACUUUGUCAUUAUGGGGUAUUGUGUGUAAUUGAUGAGCAUUUUUAUUUUAUUUAAUCCAUUUUAGAAUAAGGCUGUAACGUAACAAAAUGUGGAAAAAGUGAAGGGGUCUGAAUACUUGCAUUGUACUCUAGGAGACUGUUAAUGUAGGUGAAUUGUUAAACAUCUUGAUCUGUCUACAUAGGGAUGCAUGGAGUGAUCUGGGAGAUAUGCCCAAGGAAGAGGCAAUGACGGCUUACGUUGAUGAAAUGAAGCUGGUAAGUGCAUACCAGCGUUGGCAUCUAUUCUAAUACAUUGUUGAUGAAUCCAGGAAGCGACUAGAAUUCUAUUCUUGAAUUGAAAUUUCCUUAGUUAAAUUAAGUUAAAAGGAAUUGACUCCAACCCGGAGGUAGAUCACUUUGUUGAUGAAAAUCUGUCAAUGACAUUCAGACAGGAUCGCCUGGACGUCAGUGGACACUAAAUGUGUUUGUUGUCGUGUUUAAACAACAGAUCCUUGAGGGCAUGCCCUGUACAGAUGAGGUAGAGCAGCUUCUAAAGGUGCUGGGCCCAUUCUACGAACAGGUGGAAGAGAAAAAGCAGAUAAAUCAGGUGUCAGACCUGUCUGCAGGUACUGUCACUACCGUUCUAAAUUGAUUUCAUAUUAAUUUUAUUAAUUUUAUUUGGAAUGUCUUCCAUUUUAAUGUAUCAAUUUCUAUCAUGUGCUCAGCCCGUUUGACAAGGUUUGCUAGGCAACUUGAAGGCAAGUGUUUGGACAUGUAUUAUUUACCCACAAUGACCUGCCCCUUAGUUAUGCCUGGUGUUGUAGUUCUGUAUAAAUACAUUUCUUUAAUCUUUUUGGGGGUUUAUAUUUUAGCUUUAUAUCUCCUAGUUUGGCUAAAUUAGAACUUAUCUCCUAGUAUAUCUCCUAGUUUGGCUAAAUUAGAACUUAUCUUCUAGUAUAUCUCCUAGUUUGGCUAAAUUAGAACUUAUCUCCUAGUAUAUCUCCUAGUUUGGCUAAAUUAGAACUUAUCUCCUAGUAUGUCUCCUUGUUUGGCUAAUUAGAAUGUAUCUCCUAGUAUGUCUCCUAGUAUAUCUUCUAAUUUGGCUAAAUUAAACUAAUAGUAACAUAUAGUUCUAUAACAUUGUAACACAGUUGUUGCUAUGCCAUAGGUUUUGGAACCAUGCUAACAUCAGCACCUUCAAAAAGUGUCACAAGGAGCAUCAUUAGGACAAUGGAAAUGAAUGGCACUUUGGAGACACGGCCACCCAGACAGGCUGUUGAACCUCCAAAGCCCAAAGUCAUGGCACUGAAAGAACAGGGGGAGGAAGAGGAGUUCGAGUUUGAUGAGGAAGAUGAGAUGGAGGAUGGAAAAUUAGAAAUUGUUGAGGUGAAAAAAGGUAUAUGUUGUCAAACAUUUGAACAUUAAAAAAAAAAGGAAAACGUUAAGCAGAAAUGCUUUUCUUAUAAUAAAUGUUUUUUUUUGUGUUUUUAAAAUCUUUCAGUGAAGAAAAAUUGCUCAUCCAGGAGACCUGUACCCCUGUUCAAUGGUAGUGUGUGGAACGGGGUGGGCCACCUCACCAAUGAGACCCACACCUCCAAGGCAGCCCUGAACAGUGAGGACUCAGAGGAGGGGCUCACCAACAGCACCCUGCCCUUGGAGCCCCAUGUCCAGGUCAACGGCCACCACGCAGGUGGGUACCACGGGUUAAUGUUGCAUCGACAACAGCAGGGCUCUCCAACCCUGUUCUUGAAGCGCUACCUUCCUGUAGGCAGGACCGAGUUUGGGAAACCCUGGUAAAGGGAAAGGGGAUACCUAGUCAGUUGCACAACUGAAUGGAUUCAACCGAAAUGUGUCUUCCGCAUUUAACCCAACCCCUCUGAAUCAGAGAGGUGCGGGGGGCUGUUUUAAUCGACAUCCACAUCAUCAGCGCCAGGGGAGCCAUUGUUGUUGGGGGUUAACUGCCUUGGUUAGAAUGUUGUGCCUACGUUGCCAUGGUCGACGGUUUGAGUUCCCUAUGCCUAUGUGCAGUAAGUCUCUUAUCCAUGGCCGCCAGAUUAUGAAUAGUAAAUUGCGCUUUACACUAACAUGACUUUUUAUCAGGGUAGAUCAGCUUUAAUAUUGCAGAUAGAUUGUAUACUAACAUUACUUACAAUUUAUUGUAAACACAAAAAGGUAGAAACUCUUUCCCUGUGGUAACCAAUAGGUAUUUCGGGCACCGUAGAUAAAGAUAGAAACUAACAAAUCAGGUUGCAUGAUGGGUUUUACAUGUGUGUAUUGUUGUUACGUAUACCAUAGGUAUACAGACGUAGCUAUUAUAUUAGGCCUAGAGUUUUCUGUUAUAACAGAACUGAGUAUUGAAUUUGGAUACAAUUCACAAUUGUCAUUAAUAUCCAGUAUGCAGAAUAUCAGAAUAUGAACAUUGCUAUCUUCAACAAUAAUCAGAUCCUCUAACCCAGAUCCUCCAUUAACCAGAUAUCCAUAAAAGGUUUAAAAAUGGAUAGUCAGGCCUCAAUAGCUUAGCACCCUGCCUGCCCACAGUGGGCGGUUGUUCUCAUGGAUCCUUGGCCAUGUGAUCUGAUAAGCUGCUCAGCUUUACUCCCAGAGCUGUUGCAACUCAGCAUUUCCCUGGGAACAGCCACAGACUCCCUGCUCUGAUGGAUUGCCAUUACAUUAUGCUCCUAAAAGCUGGUCUAGGGCCAGUUGUAUUUCUAUUACUUUCACCUCUCAUCAUCUCAUUACAUCAAAUUAGUGAUCACCUUGAGAAAGGAGAAAGGAUACAUUUGGAAUGUGGAACACAUAAUAUGAUGCUAAUGGAGCACAGGCCUCAGCACUGGUUGCAUUUGUGUUGCUUCUUAAUCGGUCCUGCUAGCACUAACUUCUCUCUGAGGGAAGGUUCCCAUAUGGCUAAGAAUCUGACCUGACCUGUAUGGGACGGGGUGCUAUUUGUUUCCAUAGAUCUCGAUGCAGAUUUAUUCAGGCCCUAUCACGUGGCCAGUGACUCAGACAGUGAGGUCUACUGUGACUCAAUGGACCAGCUUGGCCUGGAAGAGGUAAGAGGAAAGGGGAUACCUACAGUGCCAGUCAAAAGUUUGGACACACCUACUCAUUUCAGGGUUUUUCUUUAUUUUUACUAUUUUCUACAUUGUAGAAUAAUAGUGAAGACAUCAAAACUAUGAAAUAACACACAUUGAAACAUGUAGUAACCAAAAAAGUGUUAAACAAAUCAAAAAUAUAUUUUAUAUUUGAGAUUCUUCAAAUAGCCACCCUUUGCCUUGAUGACAGCUUUGCACACUCUUGGCAUUCUCUCAACCAGCUUUAUGAGGUAGUCACCUGGAAUGCAUUUUAAUUAACAGGUGUGCCUUGUUAAAAGUUAAUUUGUGGAAUUUCUUUCCUUUGUAAUGUGUUUGAGCAAAUCAGUUGUGUUGUGACAAGGUAGGGGUGGUGUACAGAAGAUAGCCCUAUUUGGUAAAAGACCAAGUCCAUAAUAUGGCAAGAACAGCUUAAAUAAGCAAAGAGAAACGACAGUCCAUCAUUACAUUAAGACAAGAACUUUGAAUGUUUCUUCAUGUGCAGUCGCAAAAACCAUCAAGCGCUAUGAUGAAACUGGUUCUCAUGAGGACCGCUACAGGAAAGGAAGACCCAGAGUUACCUCUGCUGCAGAGGAUAAGUUCAUUAGAGUUACCAGCCUCAGAAAUUGCAGCCUAAAUAAAUGCUUCACAGAGUUCAAGUAACAGACACAUCUCAACAUCAGCUGUUCAAAGGAGACUGCAUGAAUCAGGCCUUCAUGGUCGAAUUGCUGCAAAGAAACCACUACUAAAGGACACCAAUAAGAAGAGACUUGCUUGGGCCAAGAAACAUGAGCAAUGGACAUUAGACCGGUGGAAAUCUGUCCUUUGGUCUGAUGAGUCCAAAUUUGAGAUUUUUGUUUCCAACCGCCGUGUCUUUGUGAGACGCAGAGUAGGUGAACGGAUGAUCUCCGCAUGUGUGGUUCCCACCGUGAAGCAUGGAGGAGGAGGUGUGAUGGUGUGGGGGUGCUUUGCUGGUGACACUGUCAGUGAUUUCUUUAGAAUUCAAGGCACACUUAACCAGCAUAGCUACCACAGCAUUCUGCAGCGAUACACAGUCCCACUAAGCGCAAACCAGAUGAUGAUGAUCAUUUGUUUUUCAACAGGACAAUGACCCAACACACCUCCAGGCUGUGUAAGGGCUAUUUGACCAAGAAGGAGAGUGAUGGAGUGCUGCAUCAGAUGACCUGGCCUCCACAAUCACCCAACCUCAACCCAAUUGAGAUGGUUUGGGAUGAGUUGGACCGCAGAGUGAAGGAAAAGCAGCCAACAAGUGCUCAGCAUAUGUGGGAACUCCUUCAAAACUGUUGGAAAAGCAUUCCAGGUAACGCUGGUUGAGAGAAUGCCAAGAGUGUGCAAAGCUGUCAUGUAGUCAAUUACACAACUGAAUGUAUUCAACCGAAAUGUGUCUUCCGCAUUUAACCCAACCCCUCUGAAUCAGAGGGCACAAGCACAGUGUACAGACAAGCACAGACAAUGCAAGUACACACUCCAUGUACACAGUACAUGGAGCAUUUCCAAAUCCUCAUGUUCAGUAUGUCUGUUUGGUCCAGGGCUCCGAGGCACAAACUGACCGCUGUCUGGAGCUGGAUGAGGAGCAGGGGGAAGAGGGGGAGACUAGUGGAGGGGCCAGUGUGGCGGGCAUCCAGUGUGGCGGGGAGGAUGGGGAGACUAGUGGAGGGGCCUCUCAGAGACAAAGACUGAAUGCAGAUAGGCCCAAUAGCUCCCUGGUCAGGAGAGAACGAGGUAAGGUGUGUGUGUGUUUAGGCCCUGUCUUACUUCUCUGUUUACCUACAAGUGUAUGUCAGUGUUUACACCUCUCUUCUGUGUUUGCGUGUGUUAUAGGUUCUAGGUCUUCAGGGCACAGUCCAGGUGUCCAGAAGCCCUUGCAGGGUAGCGGGGGGGACAGGGAGCGAUGGGGUGGAGCGGGGACACCAGGAGGCAGUCUGAAUGAGCAGAUCAUAGUGGCGCUGGCCAGACUGCAGGAAGACAUGCAACGUGUCCUGGAGAGACUGCACACACUGGAGGCCCUCACUGCAUCCCAUGUCAGAGACCCACAUUUAGCAUUUGAAUUACUCAAUUAUAUUACAUAGCCUGUUGAUAGUGACUACUGUGGAAAAGGUAUCUAAUAACCCUGUAACAAACAUGCAGUUAUGCAGUACCUGCACACCUCAAUCUUUUGUAUUCAUACUUAAUACUUUUUUGGAUUUUGUAUUUUGGACCAUGACUUUAAGAUGGACUGUAACUUUUUAGGUAUGUUAUAAGUAGUAAUUUGUUGUGUACCUUUCUUCUCUCUUUUUAUAUGUUCUCUAGGCAAGGCCAUCGGCUCUACCAUACCCACCAUCACCCCUGGCAAAGACGAAUAGUAAGGUACGUUGCACUGCCUUUACUGUCUGUCAACGUUUAAUUUGGACUCCCAUAGUCAUAGACUAAAGAUACCCUUUGUAUUUUCCUAGUUUUCUGUCUAUUCACACACAUUUAGAUUCAGAAUAUAGGUACCUUUGGUUUUAGGGAUAUUGUGACCUUCAUUUUGAUCACUUUUUAUUCAUCUGUCCACUAGAAACCAUCCUGGUGGCCUUUCGACGUGUCUCCCAGGACUGUAGCCUUUGCUGUGGUAUGGCCAUUUGUGGUGCAGUGGCUUAUCCGCCGAUAUCUUCAACUUAGGAGA
Coregonus sp. 'balchen' is the source of this 12462-nucleotide messenger RNA. Lineage: Eukaryota; Metazoa; Chordata; Actinopteri; Salmoniformes; Salmonidae. The record is from the annotation of a GenBank genome assembly.